CAUGCUUCCUGGAAACCUUCGCUUCAUAAAGAACUACCGGCUGAGGAAGGGAAGACUUUACUUGAGCUUGUGAUUGAACAGUUUGAAGAUUUGUUAGUUAGAAUUUUGUUGCUGGCAGCAUGCAUAUCCUUUGUGUUGGCCUGGUUUGAAGAAGGUGAAGAAACAAUCACAGCCUUUGUAGAGCCUUUUGUAAUCUUACUCAUAUUAGUAGCCAAUGCAAUUGUGGGUGUGUGGCAGGAGAGAAAUGCUGAAAAUGCCAUUGAAGCACUUAAAGAAUAUGAACCUGAAAUGGGCAAAGUGUACCGGCAAGACAGAAAAAGCGUACAAAGAAUAAAAGCAAGAGACAUUGUCCCUGGUGAUAUCGUGGAAGUCGCUGUUGGUGACAAGGUUCCUGCUGACAUAAGAAUUACAUCUAUAAAAUCCACAACUCUAAGGGUAGACCAGUCAAUUCUCACAGGUGAAUCUGUGUCAGUAAUUAAACACACGGAUCCAGUGCCUGAUCCACGUGCAGUGAACCAAGACAAGAAGAACAUGCUCUUUUCUGGUACAAAUAUUGCUGCAGGCAAAGCCAUGGGUGUGGUGGUGGCCACAGGAGUGAACACUGAAAUAGGCAAAAUUCGUGAUGAAAUGGUGGCUACUGAGCAAGAGAGAACUCCACUUCAGCAGAAAUUGGACGAAUUUGGAGAGCAGCUGUCAAAGGUCAUCUCACUUAUAUGCAUUGCUGUGUGGAUAAUCAACAUUGGGCAUUUCAAUGAUCCGGUUCAUGGCGGUUCCUGGAUUCGAGGUGCCAUCUACUAUUUCAAAAUUGCUGUUGCACUUGCUGUGGCUGCAAUCCCAGAGGGGCUGCCUGCUGUCAUCACCACGUGUUUGGCUCUGGGCACUCGCCGAAUGGCCAAGAAGAACGCAAUUGUCCGAAGCCUGCCAUCCGUGGAAACCUUGGGCUGCACUUCUGUCAUCUGUUCAGACAAGACAGGCACUCUUACCACCAACCAGAUGUCAGUUUGCAGGAUGUUCGUUGUGGACCGAAUCGAAGGGGAUAGUUGUUCUCUCAAUGAAUUUACUGUGUCUGGCUCAACAUAUGCUCCUGUAGGAGAAGUGCAUAAAGAUGACAAACUUGUCAGAUGCUCUCAGUAUGAUGGGCUUAUAGAAUUGGCAACUAUCUGCGCCCUUUGCAAUGAUUCCUCCCUGGAUUUCAAUGAGGCUAAAGGAGUGUACGAGAAAGUUGGCGAAGCAACAGAAACUGCCCUCACUUGUCUGGUUGAGAAGAUGAAUGUGUUUGACACAGAACUGAAAGGGCUGUCCAGAAUUGAACGGGCAAAUGCUUGCAACUCGGUCAUAAAGCAACUCAUGAGGAAGGAGUUCACCCUUGAAUUUUCCAGGGAUAGAAAGUCCAUGUCAGUGUACUGCACUCCAAACAAGCCUAGCCGAACUGCCAUGACCAAGAUGUUUGUUAAGGGUGCGCCUGAGGGUGUAAUUGAUAGGUGUACGCAUGUCCGGGUUGGAAGCACUAAGGUGCCAUUGACACCUGGAAUUAAGCAGAAGAUCUUGAGUGUCAUCAGAGAGUGGGGCACAGGGAGAGAUACUCUGCGUUGUCUGGCUCUUGCUACACAUGAUAAUCCAUCAAGAAGGGAAGAUAUGAAGUUGGAGGAUUCCGCAAAUUUCAUUACCUAUGAGACCAAUUUAACCUUUGUUGGUUGUGUGGGGAUGCUGGAUCCUCCACGAAUUGAAGUUGCAUCAUCCAUAAAAUUGUGCCGGCAAGCUGGCAUUCGUGUGAUUAUGAUAACAGGGGACAACAAGGGGACUGCAGUUGCCAUCUGUCGCCGUAUUGGCAUCUUUGGGGAGGAUGAGGAUGUCACCACAAAAGCCUUUACAGGCCGGGAGUUUGAUGAACUUUCUCCAGCUGCCCAGAGAGAUGCCUGCCUGAAUGCUCGGUGCUUUGCUCGUGUGGAGCCUUCCCAUAAGUCAAAGAUUGUCGAGUUUCUACAGUCUUUUGAUGAGAUUACCGCAAUGACAGGUGAUGGUGUAAAUGAUGCUCCAGCCCUGAAGAAAGCAGAGAUUGGAAUUGCUAUGGGAUCAGGCACUGCUGUGGCAAAGACUGCUUCAGAAAUGGUGCUGGCAGAUGACAACUUCUCAACCAUUGUGGCUGCUGUGGAAGAGGGCCGUGCAAUCUACAAUAACAUGAAACAGUUCAUUCGCUACCUCAUCUCCUCUAAUGUCGGAGAGGUUGUCUGUAUUUUCCUGACUGCUGCUCUGGGUUUCCCUGAAGCAUUGAUCCCUGUCCAACUCUUGUGGGUAAAUCUUGUGACAGAUGGACUCCCUGCUACUGCUCUGGGCUUUAACCCUCCGGAUCUGGACAUCAUGAACAAACCACCUCGCAAUCCCAAAGAGCCCCUGAUCUCUGGGUGGCUCUUCUUCCGUUACUUAGCAAUUGGAUGCUAUGUUGGAGCUGCUACUGUAGGAGCUGCUGCUUGGUGGUUUAUUGCUGCUGAUGGUGGCCCAAGAAUUACCUACUACCAGCUGAGCCAUUUCUUACAGUGCAAAGAUGACAAUCCAGAGUUUGAAGGAGUUGUCUGUGAAGUCUUUGAGUCUCCAUAUCCUAUGACAAUGGCACUUUCUGUCUUGGUCACAAUAGAAAUGUGUAAUGCCCUCAACAGCCUAUCAGAAAACCAGUCUUUGUUAAGGAUGCCUCCCUGGGAGAAUGUCUGGCUGCUGGGUUCCAUUUGCUUGUCCAUGUCCCUUCACUUUCUUAUCCUUUAUGUGGAGCCACUGCCACUGAUCUUCCAAAUCACACCUCUGAACCUGACUCAGUGGCUGAUGGUAUUGAAAAUCUCGCUGCCCGUCAUCCUGCUGGACGAGACGCUUAAGUUUGUGGCCCGUAACUACCUAGAGCCUGGUAAAGACAGUGUGCCACCUCCCACCAAACCGCGUUCUUUGUCCGCAUGCACCGAAGGGAUUUCCUGGCCAUUUGUGCUCAUUACCCUCCCCUUGCUUAUCUGGCUGUAUAGCACAGACACUAACUUUAGUGACAUGUUCUUGUCUUGACCUGAGGUGAUGGUAGUUUGACAGAGAGAUGUUUAACUUAAUUGGUUUUUUUUAUUGUUUAAAGCAAUUGUCUUAUUCUGCUGAAUUUUCACAUGAACAUAUUUGCUGGUGACGGAGGUUCCAUAUUAAAACUUUUGGUUUUUUCUCUCUUAUUUUUUUCCCCUGACUCCAGUGGGGAAAGUAGUAUCCCCCACCCUUUUAUACACAGCUAGGGUGUCCAUUGACAUGUACAGAGAAAUUAACACUAUUUUAUGCAAAUAUUUUUUGUAGAGGAGAAGCAUGUACAGUGUUCUGUUUAAUAGUCAACUCAUCCUUGUAAAAACAAAUUUAAAAAAAGUGUUUUUCGGGGGGAGUGCCAGUGGACACUAUAUAUUGAGCAAACUGUAAUUGGUAGCAGAUUUUAGGGAAUGAAUGUCUGUGUAUGUGUGUUUUUGUUUUUCUUAAACUAAAAGCAUGCAACUAUUUGUCUUCUGCAUGGUCAUCUAAUCUUAAUUUGUCAUUCAUUUGGUUUUUUCUGCACUGGGCAGAUUAUACUGCUACCUCAGUAUCUUUCUUCCCUACCUGUAUUUUUGCCUUUUCCUUUCUGUUAGUUUUAGAUUCAAACUAAAGCUUGUUUACACCUGUCUUUGUGAGAGGUAUGCCUAUUCUUGCUGGUGCAGAAAACACCAUUCGAGGGGCAACCUGCUAGUAUUCCCUCCCAACUCUCCUCAACACAUGUAGGUUUUUUUUUAACAUGAAUUAUUUAUUUUAAAAAUAUCAUAUGCAUUUUUAUUGUAACAGCAUUGUUUCACCAGCAUUGCCCACUUGGGAAGGGUGGGGGAAAGGCAGAAGAGGGAAAAGACUACCUGGAUGAAUUAAAAGGAAAAAACAAGAAUAAUAAAACUUUUUUUAAUUGAAAAAUUACUGCUUUUCAUUUCAUUUAUACCAUAGGAGACUGUUGAGUUCCAUUUUAACUAAUAGGAUCUAUGUGCCAGAUUUUUCUCUUCCUUUUUGAUUGAGGGCAUUUGUAAUGGGACCUGGAAACGAACAACUCUCACAUAUAAUCCACUGGCCACAUCCUACCCUGAAGUGGAAAAGUAACAAAAUUGUGUGUGUGCGUGUAUGUACAUGUGUGUUUUUUGUAAGAUCUGUAAAUACCACAUGACCAAAUGAACAUAUUGUAUAGAACUAUUUUUAUUUUUAAUGUGGCACUAACCACCAUCAUUCUAUUGCGAUAAAUGUUAGCGCAUGAUGUCGUGUUUUCUCCCCCUCCAAAUUGAGUCCUGUAUCAACCAAUGUGUAAGUUCAUUAACAGUCCUAACUGUGUGGUGUUUCUCUCCAAUGCCUUCCAACAUUCAUCGACUGAAGUGAGUAUUCCUUCUAUUUCACCAUUUCAGUGGUGAUACACUGUGUAAAAAAAAAAGAGAGAGAGAGAGACAAAAGAUAGCAUAUGCUGUAUAAAUGUUAACAAUAAAUGCUAAUUUUUCCUUCA
Messenger RNA from Sceloporus undulatus (fence lizard), 4513 nucleotides. RefSeq names its product ATPase sarcoplasmic/endoplasmic reticulum Ca2+ transporting 2 (gene ATP2A2). Lineage: Eukaryota; Metazoa; Chordata; Lepidosauria; Squamata; Phrynosomatidae. Gene Ontology annotation, cellular component: membrane. Gene Ontology annotation, molecular function: ATP hydrolysis activity; ATP binding; P-type calcium transporter activity. The transcript has 19 exons. The record is from RefSeq and is a predicted model, not a curated record. The coding region runs from base 289 to 3042 and encodes 917 amino acids. Gene Ontology annotation, biological process: calcium ion transmembrane transport; intracellular calcium ion homeostasis.